Mycosarcoma maydis (corn smut) is the source of this 1233-nucleotide messenger RNA. Its product is annotated as putative pyruvate dehydrogenase (acetyl-transferring) subunit E1 beta. Bases 1 to 1233 code for a protein of 410 amino acids. The record is from RefSeq and is a predicted model, not a curated record. Gene Ontology annotation, biological process: pyruvate decarboxylation to acetyl-CoA. Gene Ontology annotation, molecular function: pyruvate dehydrogenase (acetyl-transferring) activity. Lineage: Eukaryota; Fungi; Basidiomycota; Ustilaginomycetes; Ustilaginales. The transcript has a single exon.
AUGGUUGCUGCUCGUUCCGCUUUCGCCUCCCUGGCUCGUGUUCACGUCGCUAGCCGCUCGGGCCUUCGAUCUGUCUCCACCACCGCCGCUGCCAAGCAGCCCUCGCGUUUGCUCGAAAAGGCCACCUCGUCGUCAUCGUCGUUGUCGCCCAUCGCCAGCUCCUCGCGCCUCACGACGAACCCUGCCGCCCUUACCGCCUUUAUCCCUUCCAGCACCCGCAACGCUUCUACGGAUGGCAAGCCGCAGGAGAUCACCGUCCGAGAUGCGUUGAACUCGGCCAUGGAAGAGGAGAUGCUGCGCGAUGACAAGGUCUUUAUCCUCGGAGAGGAGGUGGCACGCUACAAUGGUGCCUACAAGAUCACCCGUGGCUUGCUCGACAAGUUUGGCGAGAAGCGUGUCAUUGACACGCCCAUCACCGAAUCUGGUUUCGCCGGUCUCGCUGUCGGUGCGGCUCUUUCCGGUCUUCGUCCGAUUUGCGAGUUCAUGACGUUCAACUUUGCCAUGCAGGCCAUCGACCAGAUCAUCAACUCGGGUGCCAAGACCUACUACAUGUCCGGUGGUAAUGUACCUUGUCCUGUCGUUUUCCGUGGUCCCAACGGUGCAGCUGCCGGUGUCGGUGCUCAGCACUCGCAGGACUACGCUGCCUGGUACGGUCAGAUCCCCGGUCUCAAGACCAUCUCGCCUUGGUCCGCCGAGGACUGCCGCGGUCUGCUCAAGUCGGCCAUUCGUGACCCGAAUGCGGUCGUUUUUCUUGAAAACGAGAUCCUCUACGGUCAGUCAUUCCCUAUCUCGCAAGAGGCGCUCUCGGACGACUUUACCAUCCCCAUCGGUAAGGCCAAGAUCGAACGUGCAGGUAAAGACAUCACCAUCGUCUCUCACUCGAUCGGCAUGAACUACGCCAUGGAGGCUGCCGAGAUCCUCAAGAAGGAGGAGGGUGUAGAGGCCGAGGUGAUCAACCUGCGCACCAUUGCUCCCAUGGAUGUCGACACCAUUAUCGACUCGGUCAAAAAGACCAACCGCAUCGUCACCGUCGAGAGCGGCUUCCCUCAGUUCUCGGUGGGUGCCGAAAUCGCGGCUACUGUCAACGACUUUGCCUUUGACCACCUCGAUGCACCCGUCGAGCGUGUCACCGGUGCAGCUGUGCCCACGCCUUACGCACAGAACCUCGAGAAGCUCUCGUUCCCUGACACGGCUAUCGUCGUUCGCGCUGCCAAGCGUGCUCUUUACAAAUGA